Messenger RNA from Mauremys reevesii (Reeves's turtle), 1954 nucleotides. RefSeq names its product glutamate rich WD repeat containing 1 (gene GRWD1). The coding region runs from base 16 to 1362 and encodes 448 amino acids. The transcript is spliced from 7 exons. The record is from RefSeq and is a predicted model, not a curated record. NCBI's taxonomy places the organism in Eukaryota, Metazoa, Chordata, Testudines, Geoemydidae. Gene Ontology annotation, molecular function: protein binding.
CUGCCCUGACCCAAGAUGGCGGAGGCAGCGUGGCGCCGCGCCGGGGACGGGGCGAGCAGCAGCAGCAGCAGCAGCGGGGACGAGGAGGAGGAGGGGCAGGGGGUCCCCCCGCGGCGGGUCUAUCUGCCGGGCCGGGGCCCCCCGCCGGGGCCGGGCGAGGAGCUGGUGAUGGACGAGGAGGCCUAUGUGCUGUACCACCGGGCGGGCACCGGCGCCCCCUGUCUGAGUUUCGACGUGGUGCCCGACCCGCCGGGCCAGGAGCUCGGCCGCUUCCCACUCAGCCUGCGGCUCUGCGCCGGCACCCAGGCCGAGAGUGCCCAGGCCAACAGGCUGCUGGUGAUGAAGAUGCACAAUCUGCACCGCACGGGGGCGGGGGCCGCGGGGGCCGAAAGCAGCGACAGCGACAGCGACGAGGACGAGGAGGAGAAGAAGCCCCAGCUGGAGCUCGCCAUGAUCCCCCACUACGGGGGCAUCAACCGUGUCCGGGUCACCCAGCUGGGCGGGACGCAGGUGGCUGCCGUCUGGUCGGAGAAAGGGCAGGUGGAGAUCUACGACCUGCAGCGCCCCCUGGUGGCCAUCUCGGACCCUCAGGCCAUGGCCACCUUCCUGCGGGAGGAGCAGGCCAAAAUCAAACCCCUCUUCUCCUUUGCCGGACACAUGACCGAGGGCUUUGCCAUGGACUGGUCCCCCAUGGUGCCCGGCCGUCUCGUGACUGGUGACUCAAACAAGAACAUUCACCUGUGGAGCCCCAAGGCGGACGGGACAUGGCACGUGGACCAGCGCCCCUUCACCGCCCACACCGCCUCCGUGGAGGACCUGCAGUGGUCACCGACAGAAGCUACAGUGUUCGCCUCGUGCUCGGCGGACGGGUCCAUCCGGGUGUGGGACGUGCGGGCGGCGCCGGGCCGGGCCUGCAUGCUGACGGCCAGCCAGGCCCAUGCCAGCGACGUCAACGUCAUCAGCUGGAACCGCCACGAGCCCUUCCUCCUCAGCGGGGGGGACGACGGGGCCCUGCGCGUCUGGGACCUGCGCCUCUUCCAGACAGGCACGAGCGUGGCGACCUUCAAGCAGCACACGGCGCCCGUCACCUCGGUGGAGUGGCACCCCACGGACGGGGGGGUGUUCGCGGCCGCUGGUGCGGACGACCAGGUGACCCAGUGGGACCUGGCAGUGGAGCGGGACCAGGAGGGAGAGGGGGAGAGUGAGGAUGACCCGGCCCUGGCCUCCAUUCCCCCCCAGCUGCUCUUCGUGCACCAGGGAGAGACGGACAUCAAGGAGCUGCACUGGCACCCGCAGUGCCCGGGGGUCCUGAUCACCACCGCCCUGUCCGGCUUCACCGUCUUCCGCACCAUCAGCGUCUGACGGGGCAGAGCCUGGUGGGGGGCGAUGAGUCUGGCUUGGGGGGAGCCUCCCCUUUGCAGAUGGACCAUUCCAGCUGUCUGCUGCUUCCAUUGCACAGAAUGGGGAGAAAGCUGGGGGAGGGGGGAGUUGGUCUGCUCCAUGUAGUGGCUGCUAUCAUUGCACAGGCAAGAAGGGGAUCCCAAGAUGAGGAGCCUCAACACAAACUUUCCCCCUCCUUGCUCCAUGCAGGUGGACCGUUCCAGUUAGUGGCUGCUACCAUUGCAUGAAAUGGGGUGGGGAGACAAUGUGCUUCCACAUCUGGUGUUAUCCACCCCCUCCUUACACAUGGACUAUUCCAACUGCUACCAUUGGUCAGAAUUUGGGGGUUGGUGUCUGGACCUGGACCCUUUCAUUCUGCAUGGGGGGGGGGGCAUGCCUCCAGAAAAUGCACUGUUCUGCAGCUUGUUUUGGGGAGCUACCAUCUAAUGUGGAUAUGGGGGGGCUGAUUUCAAGCUAAUUUCCCCCUCAAUUAUACAUGGUUUGGUCUGAAUUUGGUUGCUAUUACUUGGGAUGGGGGGGUCACCACCCCCAUUGUGUUGUGAGAGGUGGAUUC